Truncatella angustata is the source of this 3837-nucleotide messenger RNA. RefSeq lists its product as uncharacterized. The coding region runs from base 1 to 3837 and encodes 1278 amino acids. Gene Ontology annotation, biological process: mitotic cell cycle. The record is from RefSeq and is a predicted model, not a curated record. NCBI's taxonomy places the organism in Eukaryota, Fungi, Ascomycota, Sordariomycetes, Amphisphaeriales, Sporocadaceae. The transcript is spliced from 2 exons.
AUGGAGGUCUCAAGCCCACCAAAGCGCAUGACCCGCGCCCGGGCAGCCGCUAAAGCAACCACCACCCCCUCGACCGCCGCCUCAGGAGCAAGGGCGACAAAGUCGACGGCUGCUGCCUCGGCAAAGCCAAAGCCAAAGCCAAACCCAACAUCGGCAGCAGCAGCAGCCAAGCCCACCGUGACGCGCACAGCCGCAUCCAUGAAGAGGAAAACCAGAGCCGACGAAGAUGAACAACAUGAGGAAUCCCACCAGGUCGCCCCCGAGGCAUCCACUACAGACACCAUGAACAAGCCAGCCCGUACACGCGGUAGGCCCAGAAAGGUCGUCGGGACAGAGACGGAGCCUCAGCCCAAGCCUGACGCCAAGUCCGAACCAGAAGAGCCAGCGCCUGCUGUAUCAACGGAAGAAGUAGCACCAGCACCCGCCGCUCGCGCCACCCGUGGACGCGCAAAGAAGGCCACUCAAGACCCUCCCAAGCCCGAGACUGAGCCCGUAAAGGCCACACGCACACGCACAAAGAAGAGCACAGCAGAUCAAGACACGACCGCAGCUGAGCCCGAACCCCCCAAGAAGACCACUCGCGGUCGUGCUACAUCGGGUACAGCAUCUAGCAACGCCAAGUCCGCUGGCUCUAUCUGCACCGAAGCCACCACCAACCCUACUCCUGGCCUGAGGUCCAACAUUGUCAGACCGGCAUCGAGACUCGGCGGCCCCACUAAGAAGUCAGUCACUUUCCAAGAGCCAGAGAAGGAGAAUAUGCUUCCCCCUCCUCACACCAAGGCCAAGUCAAAGACGGACACUGAACCUGUUAGUGGCAUGAAGGCCAAGCCCGUACGUAAGACUGCUACCGCCACCCGAGCUACACGAGCCACCGCCAAAACCACUACAUCCGCUGCAGACAAGAAGGAGAAACCUACACCUCUAAGUCCUAAGAAGGAUGGUCACAACCGUCCACUCUCCAGAGCGAGCAACUCCGACGAUGAGCUUGCCGCAUAUGACAAACCCCCACCUAAGCCUCUCAUGAAGGGCCCAGUGAAGCCGCACAGCAACAGGAAAUUCGACUUCGCUGCACCUCUGUCCGCCAGCGGCGCCGAUACUCACGAUCACGCCAUGGAUGACGAUGAUGAGUUAGCUGGCACAUCUGUCAUCACUAGUCCCGCCAAGAGACUUCCCUCGACACCUUUCAAGGAUGCCUUGAAGUCCCCGGCGAAGCGAGCAGAGGGUGCCCCGACCUUGCUUUUCUCGUCCAACAAGGAUGACGCAGAGCUCCACCCAUCACCACUCAAGACGUCUGUCUUGCAGUCACCUGCCAAGCGACCCCAGGCCCCAAUUCUGGCUUUCCAGGCACAACCUGCAGAGCCGACGAACCAAUCUCGAUCACCAAUGAAGAUGUCACUAUUUCAAUCCCCGGCAAAGAGGCCAACGUCACCGAUAAAGUUCUCGGCACCACCAUCCAAGCUCGCGGAGGAGUUCGUGCCAUCGUCACCCAUCGCGAACCCUGUGCUCGGCGCUGAGGAGCAGGAUGAGCCACUUUUGGAGGACGAUGCGGAUGACGAGGCCCAAUACGAGGAAGAGCCCGACAGCAUUGUCAAACCUACCAACCUGGCUGACGAGAAGGAGUACAGCGAAGAUAUCGACAUGUCCCAGGAUCAUGAGGAAGAUGUCCUCGAGUCUCCCGACCAACUUGAGUUUCCCGGGCGUCUGUCUGCCGUUUUGCCUCGAUACGCUGAUCCAGCCUUGAAAGACAGAAUGUCGCCCUUGAAAGCACUAUCUGCUACCCAGCUCGAGCCACUCGCAAUUGAGGAUGAAGUCGUUGUUGCGAGGGACCCCGAGUCGGCCGAGGUUGUACAGGAGGACGUCAUGGACAUUGAUGAAGCCGUAGUUGAGGAAAUUGAUCGACCGGAUAGCCCGCCUGCAGACACCCCUCCUCGUCCUGCAAUUCGACCUUCUAACUCCAUGUUUGGCUUGCGCGAGAAGGACCUCCUGCCAGUUGAUAGUGGCGACUCGGACGACGAGAUUGUCCAAAGCGUACAGGCCGGGUCCAAAUUCCAGGAUGAUGACGACACCUUGACCUUCACUGCUGCUCCGGCCACACCGACGCCCGGAGCUUCGAGAACUCCUCGAAGCGGUCUGCCUACCAGUGCUAUCAAGAAUGCUGGCCGCGCUAUUAGAUCAGUAUCUCGUGGCUCUAAGCUUGGCUUUACACCUUUAGCCAAGCAACUCAGCGACUGGAGAUCGGGAAGCCCUCUCAAGAAUAGUCACGUACCAGCUUCUGGAGCCAACGAGGAAGAGUACUCGCUAAUUGAGGGUUCACCUGUGGGCGCUGGACAAACUCCCGUAAAGGGAACUUUCUUUGAUGACGAAAUGCGAAUUCGCGCAGAGAUGGAUGCUGGUGCCGGCAGUGAUGCUGAGGCUGAGAUGAUGGCUGCAAUCGAAGCAGAUCUUGCGGCCCACUUCGAUGAUCCUGAGUUUGAUGACAUUCCGGUCACGAACGAAGACGUGGAGUUGGCAGCAGAAGCAAAUGAGAUGUCACUCCUCGAGCCCGAUCAGGUCGAAGAUGCCCUUGAGACACAGAAUCAUGACGAUUCGAUCUCUGACGCCAGCCAAGAGUAUGGGGACGAGAACGCCGUUCCCAUCGAUCCGGCUCUCCUUGGCCUACCAGUCACACCUGUUCGCCCCUCAUCUACCAGAACCUUCAACACAACUACCAAGGUCCCUUUGAAGCCUGCCGACGAUUCUACACCGAGGAGCAUGAAGCGACGCAGUGCAAGUGCUUCUCGCCUUCCAGCAAAGCGCCCUGCCGGCCCCACUAGGAAUGCGACCGUCAUUUCGUACUCUCCUAUCAAGGAGUCUUCUGACGAAGUCGCAGUGGAGGACGAUGAGCAGUAUGAUCAAUUGCCUGUCACACCAUCCAAGUCUGAUAUAUGGUCAUCCAUGGGAACUCCUGCCCGCACUCCUAGGCGUGAUCUCAACCCGGGAUUGCUUCGAGGCGCCGUCGUUUUUGUCGACGUUCAUACCAGUGAGGGCGCAGAUGCCAGCACCGUCUUUGUCGAGUUGCUCGCCCAGAUGGGUGCUCGUUGCGUCAAGAGCUGGCCCUGGAACCCGAGCAGCACCGACAAUGAGGAUCUUUCCUCGUCCAAGAUCGGAAUUACACACGUCGUGUACAAGGACGGUGGCAAGCGGACCAUGGAAAAGGUCCGAGAGAGUGGAGGCGUCGUGCAGUGUGUUGGAGUGUCGUGGGUCUUGGAUUGUGAGCGUGAGAAUGAGUGGCUUGAAGAGUCAGCUUAUUAUAUCGAUACUUCACUUGUGCCCCGUGGCGGAGCCCGCCGGCGCAAGAGUAUGGAGCCCAAGGCUCUCGCCAACCACAACGGCACUUUGGUCACGCCCAUGAAACAGUCAAUCGGUGCUGGGCGCGAUUGCCAGACUGUUCCUAACAACCACAUGGGCCGAAGGGACAGCACCGCAUGGAUGCGUUCUCCAUCCAACCGCGAUGAUGAUGAGGACAUCGAAGGCGCCGACGAUGAUGAGUGGGACGGAAGCAUGCUUACGCCAGUCCCGAAGACGCCUGCACCGGAAGCGCUUCAUCGCUACGUCACCGAGAUGGAGGUGACGCCCGAGACACCCACUGCAGAGUGGUCGGUAGAGUACUCUCCUGAAAAGGAGCAAAUGCUCACACGUACGGCACCACCCAAGCAAAACACAUUCGCCGAGCUUGGCCAAGGAUUGUUAAGCCAGCACAAGGAUCAGAGCGUUAUGAUGCGACUUAUGGCAGCUCGUCGCAAGAGCAUGCAAUUUGCCCCGAAGAUUGCAAGCCCGUUGAGCAAGGCAUGGAAUUAA